AUGCCUUCGAACCUCUCGCCGCCCGAUUCCAAGACCAAGGACGGCUAUUCCUUCUUCACGUACGCGUACAGCACGUGUCUGACCGCGGACGACAACGGCCGCCGCGUGAACAGCACGCGCCGCCGCUACGAGGACUCGGCGGGGCGGGUGAAGGCGCAGCACAGACGCCAGAUUGGCACCUGCGCGCUCGAGUCGACGUGGAAGCGCGCGUCGGAGCAGGACGAGGGCACCCACGCGCACAAGGUGACGUCGGGGUCGGUGGAGGACUUCGAGAAGGCCUGGAAGGGCACGCCCUUCGGCGUCGCCGAGGAGCACGCCAAGGCACACGGCGCCAAGCAGCAGAGCGAGCUGCCCGACCAGCCCCCGGCCCAGGAGCUGCCGUAA
Messenger RNA from Phytophthora sojae, 384 nucleotides. RefSeq lists its product as hypothetical. Bases 1 to 384 code for a protein of 127 amino acids. The record is from RefSeq and is a predicted model, not a curated record. The transcript has a single exon. Lineage: Eukaryota; Oomycota; Peronosporomycetes; Peronosporales; Peronosporaceae.